AUGUAUGGUUUUGGAACUACUCGAUGGCUGUACUUCUGGUGUGUGCUAGGAUGGCUUAUGGAACAAGGGAUAUGUGUUCAGGGGUCUGAGGGAGAAGUGGCUGUAGUGCCGCAGCAUUUAAAUGAACAGGAUGAUACCACUGAACAGGAGUGGUCAGUAGAAGUUGUUUGGGCGGCAAGGAAAGAAGUGCAGGAGUGUUUGAAGAAAGAUCUAGCGCAAGACUUAGAUUGGCUGGAAAAGAAGAUUAACGGGUUAGAAGAUGGAUUUAUUGGAUUAUUACUGGCAGAUGACCUCGAAUGGCUAGUGUGGUGUCGAGGUGUAUUGCUGGGUUUACUAGAAAAAGAGGAAGGGGAUAAGGAUGUGGGUGAGAAAGCUGCUAGUACUAAUGACAAGAGAAAUCAGAAAGAUAAUCCUAAUGACGUGAAUAAUCAAACGAAAAGCAGCCAAAGCGAAAACAAGCAGAAGGUUGCUGAUAAGCAAAAGAACAGCCAGAUAAAGAAAAUAGUGCUUAUUGACAAUAUUGGCGCUGCAAAGUUAGCGCGAAUAUGGAUAAGCCUUCAAAGUCACCUGGAGGUCUUGGACUGUUUCAGUCAAGUGCUAAAAGAAUGGCGAGAUAAGUAUAAGAGAUGGCUAAGUGGGUCAGAAACUUUAGAUCAGCAAGAGAGCUACACACAAGGAGAGCUUCUGGUUUAUGAGCUGUUUAGAAUUGAGAUGUGUUUAGGCCAGUAUCGCGGUGUAAAUAAGAUCUGGGUGGUAAGUAGAGUGCGAUUUUUAAAACAGAUAACGUCACAUUGGCUACACAAUUCGGGACUAUUAGAAUCAAUAGAUUCGAAAGGGAAUGUCAUGAAUUGGAAUGAUGUUAGUCAAAUAGUUUCUGAAGACAUGAGCCCGUAUUGCCAGCAGCCGAUUGACAUUCUUUACCUUUGCGAUCGGCUUAGGGAGUUAAUUCUUGAGAACCAGGACUGCUACUUGAUCUUAAGCGGUAUAAUAAGAAACAUCUAUACCUUUUACAAGAAUUAUCAGGAAUUGUGUGGGUUUGAUAGAGAGACUCUGCAAGAAAUCAACACGAAGCUUGAACAGCUAGAUGAUUACCGUUGGGCAAUUGAGAUUCUGUUGAGCAAGAAAUUCAACAAGUAUCGCGAGGAAAAGAACCCACCUGAAUAUCUCGAGGCCAUCAAUAUCCUACACCAAACACAAGCGCACAGUGUCUUACAUGAUGUCUAUCAAGAGCUUAUUUCACUCAUUACUACCGCAACGGCUGCCCAGUUUGGCAAGUAUCAAGAAUUUCCCACACUAACCCAAGUCUCAGUUUUUGAUUUAGCUGCUAUUAACGCGUUACUUAGCCGAGGCAUUCCACGACUAGAAUACAAUAUAGAGGUAAUAAACCAGCAGAAAAGGUUUGUGGAAGACGCUCUUGUUCUCCUACUGGAAAAGGAAAUGGCCAUUCCUAUCACACAGCCAGCCAGCACUCAAGGUAUCCAACAAAGUCCUAUUUGCCAAGUAGACGUUCUGUAUCUGGCCAGCAAUGGGCAGGACCACAUCUUUAGUUUAUCUAGUACUCCAAACCUCCCCCCGCCUUUGAAUACGAAGGUUGAUGAGAACAGCCCCGGCGCUGAUCCUAGUUUAGCGGCCAUUGAUGGAGACGUGCAGUCCACUCAGCCUCUCACUAACUCUGUAUCACCAACCACUACUCCUGCACUAACUCCGGAACCGGAUGACCCAUUACUGAUCUCACCACCCCUAAACAACUAUUAUCAACUCUUGGCUUCUUUUAUGAAGGCCGAACUAGGAUUAUCCGAAUACGACCCCAAUAACAUGGAUAAACUAGAAUGCGAAAUCAAUGACAAAUCCGAAUCUGAAUCUGAAUUCGAAUCUAAAUCCGGCAAUAAUAACUCGAGUGAAUUAGCAUGUGAAACUAAGUCUGAAUCUGAAUCCAGCGGCAAUUCCGACCCACUUGAUCCUAAUACCUUGAGUAAGCUUAAUGAGCUCCAGGCCGCAUUCUUAGCUGAUCGACCACCACCACAACCAAACCACACAUUCUCAGCGAGGCCAGCAGAAUAUACGCCUUAUAUCGACGGUGUACUGGAUCUAGGCGUUUCAGGAGAGUUAAUAGCCGAUGAAUGUUCCGAUGAUAUUCAGACUGAGCCCCCAACCACCUCCGAUGACUCCGACGCGACCCCAUUAUCCACUACUAAACACAAGCAUAAGAACGGCAAUGACAACGACAAUGACAAUGACAAUAAGAACAACUCCCCAGUCGGCUCGAAUCCGACCACAGCUCUUGAUGAUUCCGACGACAACCCCGGCUACCCACCAGUCUAUACUCUCUCCUACCUUGCACUUCCCACCAACCAAACCCAAGACCCCGAUGAUAGCGAGGAUUCUGAUGAGAAUGAGGACUCUGAUGAUGACGACUUAUUAUCGGCGGAGAGAAGGCCCCCACAGUAUCCGGUUAGGUUUCAGCAAUCCCCCAACCGACUAGGAGUUUUCUUCACUCAGGACUACAUGCGCAUUCUUAUCCAGCCCUGGGGUGUCUUUUGCUACGACGCCGAUCGCGAACAAGUAUGGAUGCCCUUCGAUGAGUUUAUGACUCCUUUUACUUAUUAUCGAAUUCAUAAGAUAGAUCUGAAAUUCGUUCUGAACAGUCUCAAGGAACAAUAA
Molecule: messenger RNA, 2661 nt
Organism: Nematocida homosporus
Lineage: Eukaryota; Fungi; Microsporidia
Exons: 1
Coding region: 1-2661 (886 amino acids)
Source: RefSeq, a predicted model, not a curated record